Paraglomus occultum is the source of this 1425-nucleotide messenger RNA. Lineage: Eukaryota; Fungi; Glomeromycota; Glomeromycetes; Paraglomerales; Paraglomeraceae. The record is from the annotation of a GenBank genome assembly.
AUGCCACACAUACCAUCACCUGACUUGGUAUCUAUAUUAUCUAGCAUAUUACCUAAUGAGAACAAUAAUGACACCGCUGAUAAUAACAAAACAACCACUAAAACAUCAAACAAUACUCCUGCAAACACUCCAACUCCAACCGAUACUUCGACAAUCACUUCAACCGACACUCCGACAACCACCCCAACAACCACACAAAAUAAUACGUUAACGACUACAACCAGCACCUCAACCACUACAUCUGACGAAAAUGGCAACCAUUUCCCACCACCCAAAGACAAACAAGUCAUUCCGCCCCCCGAAGACAGUUCGUCUGGAAGCGGAGACAAUACAUCUAGUGCUAAUAGCCCACCACCCAAAAACAAACAAGUCAUUCCGCCCCCUGUAAGCAGUCCGUCUGGGGGUGAAAACAAUUCGUCUGGGGAUGGAAACAAUUCGUCUGGGGGUGGAAACGGUUCGUCUGGGAGUGGAAACGGUUCGUCUGGGAGUGGAAAUAAUUCGUCUGGGAAUGGAAAUAAUUCGUCUGGGAAUGGGAAUAAUUCAUCUGGAGGUGGAAAUAAUUCGCCUGGGAAUGGGAAUAAUUCGCCUAAUAAGGGGAAUAAUUCACCCGGGAGUGGAAAUAAUUCAUCCGGAAAUGGAAAUAAUUCGUCUGGUAAUGGAAAUAAUUCGCCUAAUAAUGGGAAUAAUUCAUCUGGAGGUGGAAAUAAUUCGCCUGGGAAUGGGAAUAAUUCGCCUAAUGGAAACAACGCGGGAAAUUCGCCCGGCGGAACAAUACCAUCCGAUGCUCAACCGGAUAAACCAAAUCCUACUGCACUCAACACAUCACCCAACGACAACUCUCCCUCAUUGUAUCCACCCUUUCAAUCAUCUACCAUAUUUUCUACUUCAUCACCCACAGGUCUCCCGAACACAUCCAUGCAGGCAUCGUUACCCUCAUCAAAAAUUGUCUACGUGGCUCUCAGUGUGACCAGUUUUGCUUUUCUGGCCGGAGCACUAUUUUACUUUCUAUAUCGCAUUAAACGUCGACGCCGUCGCUUUAAGAAUAAAUUUGGUAUUACCAAAGGCUGUGUUGAACUCGACGAAGAUGGGUACCAUCGUGCAAGCACACUACUACAAUUCGAGGCAAUGACGCAAAAUGUGCGACUGGAAUCCGCAGAGUUUACUGUAGAUAGCGGUGUUAAUGCCGUGUCCGCAACCAAUGACGAUAAUCUUAAUAAUAGCAUUAUUAUAACAGGCGUAGAUGGUAGAGAAGAUUGUAGGAUGAUUAAAGUAGUGCAGCUGGAGUUAAAUAAGGAUGACAAUAAUGGCGAAGACUUGGACGAGAGGAAUCAUUGCAAGAGUACUGUAAAUUUUGACGCAAGAAAUAGCGGUGAGAUAACGCGAUCAUGGUCGUUGGGUGGUUGGUCUCGUAGAUCUUCAAAAUGA